CACGAUGAGUCUUCGCGAAAGAAAGGUCGCUGUAGUCUCCUCCCAGCAACCCAAAGCGACCUCAGCUGAUGAGCUUCCAAGGACUGGAGGAAGUGAAGGAUGUGUACGAAGUGUAUACCUCCUAGUCUAAUGGCAGCUUGGGAUAAGGGAGCCCGCUGUGAACUGGGCAUUGGAGCAGCACCGGGAAUGUCCAUGGUGAGAGGGGAGACGGGGACUCCAAGAGAUGAAAGAAGACAACCAGAAUGAACCACCGGAUGGUUUAGCAAACGCUUCCGACUUCCCCGAUUAUGCAGCUACUUUUGGAAAUUGCACCGAUGAAAAAAACUCACUCAAGAUGCACUAUCUUCCUGUUAUUUAUAGCAUCAUCUUUCUGGUAGGCUUCCCGGGGAACGCAGUAGCCAUCUCCACUUACAUUUUCAAAAUGCGGCCCUGGAAAAGCAGCACCAUCAUCAUGCUGAACCUGGCCUGCACCGACUUGCUGUACCUCACCAGCCUCCCUUUCCUGAUCCACUACUACGCUAGCGGGGAAAACUGGAUCUUCGGGGAGUUCAUGUGCAAGUUCAUCCGCUUCGGCUUCCACUUUAACCUGUACAGCAGCAUCCUCUUCCUCACCUGUUUCAGCAUCUUCCGUUACAUCGUGAUCAUCCACCCAAUGAGCUGCUUUUCCAUUCACAAAACUCGCUGGACAGUGGUAGCCUGUGCUGUGGUGUGGAUCAUUUCGCUGGUGGCUGUCAUGCCCAUGACCUUCCUGAUCACAUCCACCAACAUCACCAAUCGAUCCGCCUGUCUUGACCUCACCAGUUCAGAUGACCUUACCACUAUCAAGUGGUACAAUCUAAUUUUGACUGCCACCACCUUCUGCCUCCCCUUGGUGAUAGUGACACUUUGCUAUACGACAAUUAUCAACACCCUAACCCACGGACCUCAGACUCAGAGCUGCCUUAAACAGAAAGCUCGAAGGCUGACCAUUCUGCUCCUGCUCGUAUUUUAUAUAUGCUUUUUACCCUUCCAUGUCUUGAGGGUCAUUCGGAUCGAAUCACGCCUGCUUUCAAUCAGCUGCUCCAUCGAGAAUCACAUCCACGAAGCUUACAUCGUCUCUAGACCCUUAGCUGCUCUGAACACCUUUGGUAACCUGUUACUGUACGUGGUGGUCAGCAACAACUUCCAGCAGGCCAUCUGCUCAAUAGUGAGGUGCAAAGAGAGCGGGGAUCUCGAGCAGGCAAAGAAAGUCAGUUGUUCAAACAACCCUUGAAAUAUUUCAUAUACUCCACCAAAAAUAGAAUCCUGUUGACGAUUUACCUAUUACUUCUGAGAAGCCCAGAAUAUCCCCUUCAAUGAACUCGCAGUCAAUACUGUGUAUUCAGGUAAUCUUGGCUAAAGCCAAGGGCUGGGCUGCUAGGAGUUCUCUGUAAUCUGCUUGUUGGGGUCCUCCCAUAGGUAGAAAUAAGUCAGAUGCAUGCUUACCAGUAGAGCAUUCAAACGCAGGAUUGUAGAUGACCGCGACUGAGGGGCAUCUCAGAGAGUAUCUCAUUCCACCAACUUAUUAGAUACACGUGGAAACUAAAGUUCAUAUGAGUUCUCCAGAUGUCUCAAUCAGUGCCAAGGUAGGAAAACAAAACAAACUUUUUGCUCCUUCUUUCAUGUCCUUCAAACUUUGCUUUGAGAUUAUUGAACUGGGUUUGUUCACUGGGUUUGGUCAGUUCUGUAAAUUGAGGCAAGCCAUAAGAUUCCUAAUAUAAGAUGUAUAUAGUACCUGCAAAUAGUAUCUGCAAGAUAUUUGGGUACUGCAUCUUCAUUGUUGUAGAACAUCUUAAAAGUCGUUACUGGAUUUUUACAACGAUCAUGUUGUAUUCGUAAUCAUCAACAUAUCCCGGGGAGGAAGGGUUCAUUUAAGGAACGGAAGUUCUUUCUAACAGCAUGCAUGCCUUGGGUGUUAAAUCAGAACUAACACUGUUUUAAUUUCUGUGGGAAAAUACUCCAGGAAAUAUUAAUUAUCUUUAAAUAUUUUGCUCUUUUAUGACUAUAAACAAAAUAUAUCAUUAAAACUGUUGAAUUUAUUCUUCGAAUUGUGUCCGUGUGUGCUUAAUUAUCAGU
Sciurus carolinensis (gray squirrel) is the source of this 2094-nucleotide messenger RNA. It is a transcript of the gene Oxgr1, whose product is annotated as oxoglutarate receptor 1. NCBI's taxonomy places the organism in Eukaryota, Metazoa, Chordata, Mammalia, Rodentia, Sciuridae. Gene Ontology annotation, molecular function: G protein-coupled receptor activity. The record is from RefSeq and is a predicted model, not a curated record. The transcript is spliced from 2 exons. Gene Ontology annotation, cellular component: plasma membrane. Bases 224 to 1252 code for a protein of 342 amino acids. Gene Ontology annotation, biological process: G protein-coupled receptor signaling pathway.